GUUGAAUCUGAAGUAAUAGAGACCAUAUGGUUAGUAUUAGUAGGUUCUUCCCUCCUCCAAUCCACCCUUUGAAAAAAGCAAACUACUUUCCCUCACAACAAUUUGUUGCAGCUUUUCCCUCCCUACAAAAAUGAGAAAAGACCAACAAAACCAGCAUCCUCUACUCAUUACUAAUCCUUCUCAACAAAAUCAGGGAAAAGAAGAAGAGAAUCAUCAUCAUCAUCAUCAAUUGGAAGUUGAAGCAGAGGAUUCUCAACUCCCAGAGUCACCAUUGCCUCUCACUGUUACUUCCAGGGUAUUGUAUAUGUUGGGAGAUAUAGCAGCAGGGCCUGCGUACAAGUUCACGCAAUGGCUUCAAUUGGUUCGUAAACGCACUUCCAAGUUUGGACCUUCUGGCUUCCCUAACCGCCUUUCCACCAUGCCUUCUUCUAGCCCUGGUGAGGCUAUUGAAGAUGCAACGAGCGAUCAGCCUCCAAAACAAACUGAGGUUAACUUGUGGGAGAGGCUCGGUAAAGCCGAAAUGUUGGACAUUGAAUCAAGCAUGUUUUCUUGGGACAGGCUCACUUCGCUUCACCACACUGAACACAGCAGCAUCAAUGAGAAUUCCGAGGAUGAAAUGAACAAAGCUCUUGAGGUAACUGUAAAUUCUGGAGGGGUUGUCUUCUUUGCUUUUUUCAAUGGCCUUGGGGGCGAUGGUGCUUUUCCGAAAGAAGCAGCGGCCGUUAUAAAAAUAUCAUCAUCAAGAUUGGCAACACAAUCAGAACGCCUUGGUUAUGAAUUCGCUAGGUGGUUGGGAGUUCGAACUCCACAGGCUAGAGUGAUUCACAAUACUAGUUCUGAGUGGCUCCAAAUAAAGGAAGCUACAGAAAAAGCUAGAGAUGCAGCAAGUUAUAAGGGUGAUGAAAGUGGCGAGAUGACUUGCUCAGAACUUUUGGAAGCACUUGAACUCGGCCGAUGUCUCUAUUUUAUGAGUUAUGUACAUGGUUCACCUUUGCUUGAAAGUCCCUAUGCAUUUGAAUAUCGGGAAACUGUAGAAAGAACAUCAGCAGCCCUUGGCAGGGUACUGAUGUUGGACCUUGUCAUUAGAAAUGAAGAUAGGCUCCCUUGCCGCCAACUUAGGUGGCGAGGGAACUCCGCAAAUUUGUUGUUUGCUGAAAAGUUAAUCUCAGCAAAUACAGACACACUAGGAGAAGCUUUAGAUUCUGCAAUGAACCAUUACGGACCAAGGGUGGUUCGAGCACUUCAAAGUGAAAGGAGGUCAGUUUCAAUGGAUUCCAAAUCAAGUUCUCGGAAUCCUACAUUGUUAUCACAACGCUCAGAUGUUUCGGAUAUAGUGGAAUCAGCAAUAUCUACUAGGAUGAGUCUUAAUGGUCAAACAUCAGGAGAAUCACCUUGUACUAACUUUAAUGUUGUGGCUAUUGAUUCUGGUGUUCCUCGCCGGCCCCCUACUGGAAAACGUGCAGAUGAUCAGACUAAUUAUCCCAAGUUGGUUGAGUUGCUACUUAACAGUUCUGAGUUUUCCUCGAACCUGCUAUAUGAUAUAACCGGAGGCAAAUUAGGAUGUCCUGCACCAGAAGACAUAAAUCCGGCAACUGAUGUACCUGCAACUGCUAGUGACAUAACAGUAGUUCAUGAGUUUCGUUGUAGUUUUCGCGCUGCUCUUAGGGAUCUGCAGGGGUUCUAUAUAUUCCUACUGACACUUCACCAGAAACUUGAUAACAUGUUAAGAUCCCUUAUGAAUAUUAUAAGCAAAAUUUCGUCUCUGGAAUCUGAAAAAGAUGAUUUUUCUUCACCCAUUGCUGCUGGUAGCAGUCCCUCUCCAACAGGUAGAGAGAGGUCUCCUCAUGAUAACCAUCAUGAUUGUUGUGACUCCGGGUCUGCAUCAAGAGAAGGUUGUCAUGGAAAACACUCAAAAGGAAGCGCGGAAUCACAUAGUGGUCUUCGCUUAACAGCUAAGCUUCGGGACUUCAAUAAAUUUGCAAAGGUUGAUGCCGAAUCUAGUAAAGAACUGGAACAGUGGAAUGAAAUGCUUAAAAAUGAUGUCAUCAAGUUAUGCCAAGACAACAAUUUCAAUACAGGUUUUUUCGAAGGUAGUGACGACAACUUUGUCAUUGAUGCAUAUGAACUGAAGAUAAGACUUGAGCAUAUCCUUGAGAGGAUUGUGUUGAUAUCUGAGGCUGCGAAUACAGAGAAACCUUCCGCCGUUACAAAUACUCUCUAUGUUGGUGGAGCACUGGCUGCAAGAUCUAUAUACACGUUACAACGCUUGGGAAUCACACAUAUAUUGUGUUUGUGUACUAACGAAAUUGGACAGGCCGAUUCUCAGUUUCCUGAUCUAUUUACAUAUAAAAAUUUCUCUGUGAGUGACAAUGAAGAUUGUAACAUCAGCAGGAUAUUUGAAGAAGCUUGUGAUUUUAUAGAUUAUGUUGAGCAGAUUGGUCAAAGAGUUUUAGUUCAUUGUUUUGAGGGGAGAAGCAGAAGUGUUACUCUCGUUCUUGCUUACUUAAUGCUCAGAAAGAAGUUCACUCUCUUAGAAGCAUGGAACACACUGAAGCGAGUACACCGCCGAGCACAGCCAAACGACGGUUUUGCGAAGAUCUUACAGGAACUGGAUAAAAAGCUGCAUGGAAAGGUAUCUAUGGAGUGGCAACAACGAAAACCAACAAUGAAAGUUUGCCCCAUCUGCGGCAAGAAUGCUGGAUUAAGCAGCAGCUCACUUAAGCUCCAUCUCCAGAAGUUGCAUAAAAAGCUGUCGUCCGGGAGUGUAGAUAGUGCCAUGACAAUGGAAAUACAGAAGGCACUGACGGCUUUGAAGGUUAGCCGCGGCGGCAGUGUUAGCCCGACACAGAGGCAGUCUCAGUCAAUGAUAGAUGAAUAGAUUACUCUAGCAAGACAUGAAGAAAGGUUACUUAACUCUGUUGGCUUUUCAUUGUAUUUUCUCUAUUUUUCUUUAUGCAAAGUGUAAAGUAGAAGAAGGGGCUUGUUAAUUAUGUGGUUAUAGUUCAAUUCUUUUGUUACUUUAUUAAAUAUAAAAGAAAAAUUGGUUCCUGAAAACAUGAACUUGUCAUAUGGUAUCAUGCCAUCAGGAAUGAGUAUUGAUUAUUAUUUUAUUUCA
Arachis stenosperma is the source of this 3115-nucleotide messenger RNA. Its product is annotated as dual specificity protein phosphatase PHS1-like. NCBI's taxonomy places the organism in Eukaryota, Viridiplantae, Streptophyta, Magnoliopsida, Fabales, Fabaceae. The record is from RefSeq and is a predicted model, not a curated record. The coding region runs from base 131 to 2878 and encodes 915 amino acids. Gene Ontology annotation, biological process: response to abscisic acid; cortical microtubule organization; protein dephosphorylation. Gene Ontology annotation, molecular function: protein tyrosine/serine/threonine phosphatase activity. The transcript is spliced from 11 exons.